This is a messenger RNA of Impatiens glandulifera, 1443 nucleotides long. RefSeq names its product E3 ubiquitin protein ligase RIE1-like. The record is from RefSeq and is a predicted model, not a curated record. Bases 152 to 1174 code for a protein of 340 amino acids. NCBI's taxonomy places the organism in Eukaryota, Viridiplantae, Streptophyta, Magnoliopsida, Ericales, Balsaminaceae. The transcript has 5 exons.
UUCGUUAAACCUUAUUUUUCUAGAUUCUCUCUCUCUCUAGAACUCACUUCUUCAGUUACCAAGCUGUUGAGCAGAGUACUGGUAAUGAUUGGCGCACGUUUAUCUUUCUCACUUUCUAAUUCUUAAUCAUAUAUCUCUUUAUCAAAUUCCAAUGGCGGAUACAAUUGAGGAAGAUUCCACUACUCCUUUGCUCCGGCCGCAGCAAAGAAGCGAUGCAGGGACGCCGCAGCAGCAGUCGACGCUUGCGCUUCUUUUUGGCCGCGGAUUGGGGCGCAGAAAUCUCUCUGAUCUGGUAAGAGAGUCGGCGGCUCGGGAGCUGGAGGAGCGACGGGCUGAUUGGGGCUACUUGAAGCCGGUGGUCGCUCUGGACAUAUUAUGGAACUUAGCGUGUGUGUCUGCGUCCAUCGUGAUGUUGAUAUGCACGACAGAGGAUCGGCCAAACGUGCCAAUUAGGGUUUGGAUUUGCGUUUACGCGCUGCAGUGUCUUGUGCAUGUUGUUCUUGUCUGGUUGGAAUAUAGGAGGAGAAACACGAGGAUUGUUAGGGAUGAAGAUGGUACACAGACGGUUACUCAUAUCGAUGGAAAUUUUAUCCAUGAGAACGACAGUAGAUAUGAAAUUUCAAUCCAACCUAGUGUAACUAAACGAUGCGAAGCUGUGAAUACAAUUGUGUCAUGUAUCUGGUGGUUAGCUGGAUUCUUGUUGUUUGUAACUGAGGGUGAGGGUCUUCUGCAGAGCUCUCCUUAUCUAUACUGGUUGGCUUUUGUGUUUUUAGCAUUCGACUUCUUGUUUGCUCUUUUGUCCGUUGUUUUGGCUUGUUUGGUUGGGAUUACCCUCUGUUGCUGCUUGCCUUGCAUCAUUGCAAUUCUGUAUGCUGUUUCUGGACAGAAAGGUGCUUCAGAUGGAGAUAUUAGUAUCCUUCCCAAGUACAUAUAUCAAAUAUCAGGUAGAAUGGUUCCAACAGAGACAGGAAUUGGAUUGGUCAAUGAGCGGGUACUUUUGCCCGAAGAUGCUAAAUGUUGCAUAUGUAUAAGCUCAUAUGAGGAUGGAAUAGAGCUCCAUGGUCUUCCUUGUGGCCACCAUUUUCACGUUACAUGUAUUGUGAAAUGGCUCAAGAUGAAUGCCACGUGUCCCCUUUGCAAGUUCAAUAUUCUCAAAGGAGACGAUCGAGUUUGAAGAAAAAAAAAAACUGCAAAACUGAUCAUCUCUAUCGAAUUUUGUUUUUGUUUUUGUUUUUGUUUUUGUUUAACCACUCAUAUAUGCAUUUUAAUUAAAAGUAAAGAGGGUGUUUUGUUAAUGUUUUUGUUUAACCACUCAUAUAUGCAUUUUAAUUGAAAGUAAAUAGGGAAAAUAAGAGUACUACACAAAGUUUGUUGGUAAAGAGGACUGCUCGAAACAUACCAUAUUGAGAUUUAUGAUUUGUAAAACAGAUUGAAGGAAUACUA